This is a messenger RNA of Eutrema salsugineum, 774 nucleotides long. RefSeq lists its product as uncharacterized. The transcript has 2 exons. NCBI's taxonomy places the organism in Eukaryota, Viridiplantae, Streptophyta, Magnoliopsida, Brassicales, Brassicaceae. The coding region runs from base 1 to 774 and encodes 257 amino acids. The record is from RefSeq and is a predicted model, not a curated record.
AUGGGAGCCAUCAAGGCCUGCAGUUACUCAGUUCGGGCAAUCAAGGAGUACAGCCGACAAGCUGCCCCCGCACCUAAAUUUCCGAACACUACCGCAAUGGGAACGCCCUUGGUAUUUACUAAAACUGACACGAUUGGACUAGACAUGCCGCAUAACGAUGCUAUAGUCGUCGAACUCCUUCUAGACGAUGUCGAAGUUAGCCGAAUACUUAUUGAUACCGGCAGCUCGGUCAACAUGAUCUUCAAAGACGCACUCGACCAACUCGACCAGCUCGACCUCCGCACCGAUAAAAUCAAACCUUUCAUCGGACCACUCACCGGGUUUGACGGCGAACAUUAUAUGACGGUCGGCACAGUAAAAUUUCUAAUCUACCUUGCCGGAGUCGCAAAGAUCAUAAAAUUUCUCAUCCUCGACAAACCAGCAAUCUAUAAUGCCAUAUUGGGAAAGCCUUGGCUCCAUGUGAUGAAAGCUGUUGCCUCAAGUUUCCCACCCCUGACGGCAUAUACACCCUCAAAGCUCUCAAAGUACAACAACCGACCUCAUCAUCCAGAAGUCAAAACCAAAACAAGAGGUCAUCACCCAAGUCUGCCUCGUUAUCGGUUCGGUAUCGGUUCUGAGCUUGACCCAAAAAUCCAGGAAAGCCUCGUUCCCUUCUUGAAGCAGCACUCUUCCACCUUCGCACAGUCGGUCGAGGAUAUGCCUGGAAUCAAUUCACAUAUCGCCUGUCACGAGCUUAACAUUGACCCAACUUACAAACUUAUCAAGCAGAAAUGA